UCUCUCACAAGACAUGCUCUGCUGUAAGAUUCAUUUACGUCACGAUUCCAAAGCACUGCAUGACUUUGUACCAGAAGACAAGCGAGCACAGCGUACAUACCAUGCGGAGCUCAACGUGGCAAUGUUCGCCGUCGCAAUGCUAGUCUAGUCUGCUUUAGGGCUUCCCGGUCUGGCUCGACACGAGGCAUAAGGAUCUGUUGGCGCCAUGCGAUCUCUCACCACUCGUCUCCAGUAUUGCGGAGAAGUAAGGCGAGAGACCUCAAUUCUCGAUCUCGCCGCAUUGCAAUCUUUUCUUUUCAGUUGUACAUAUGGCGGUGACGGAGGCUACGAAUGCGAGCAGCAAGCCUGAUGGCUCGCCGCGAGGACCCGGACGUCGACUGGCUGGCCCAGGAAGACAAGUAGGUGAAAGUCGCAAGCGUACUCGAACCGGAUGCUUGAAUUGCCGUCGGAAGCGGAGAAAGUGCGACGAAGCCAAACCGACAUGCGAAGGCUGCCAAGCAAGACGAGAGGUGUGCGAAUGGGGCGUGAAGGUCUCCUUCAGACCAGAAAAUGCACAGACUAUGGAAGCCGAGCAUCCUUCCAUGUUGCAGGCUGCGAACAACGAACGAUUGAACUACAAGAUUGUCAAUGUGACUAACGAAGUUAUACGGGACUACUUCGAAGAAAGCACGAAUGGCGUGGACGACGCUCGUGCUGCGGAAGCAGUACCUCUUCCCUCGUCCUCGUCGUCCAAAGAGACUGCGCCAGCCACUCGGAACGGUCGUGACAAGAGUCGUCAGAUGGCGCCAUUCGACAUGCUGCGUCAAACAGCAACACAUGACAGCUAUUCAACAGUUGAAGACGAUUUAGUGCCAAGCUUAGAGCUCGAAGGUGCACAACUAGUACCUUCUCGAGAGCUAUUCUUGUCACCCGACUACAGCGACAGCACUUUUGAAGACGGCAUUUUCUCGGCCGGCUCCCAGUACCAAGAAUUACACGCAGCGCUGCGCAGCAGAAUCAUCGAUACCGCGAAGUCGACAGCUCCGUCCAGACUAGGAUCGCCAGAAAUUCAUCAAAGGUCAGAGCUGUAUCCUGAGGGGAGCAGUGAAGCUGCCGACGACGAGUGGCAAAGGCUUGCAUACCUUUCUGUGGAGCAAGAGUUCAUGCUGUGGCAGAAUUAUAUCGAUGAAAUUGCCCCUUGGCUGGACAAAUUUGAUAUAUACCGUCAUUUUGAGCUUGUAUUGCCCAUACUAGCGAAACAUCAUCCUCACCUCAAGUACUCGAUAUUGGCCUUAUCUGCGCGACAAAAGGAACUCAAGGAGAAGAAGCCCGACAACUCCUGCAGUCUGGCAUUGUACCAACACGCCAUUCACCUUCUGUCUCCUCUUCUGCAAUUGCGGACCACAGCGGUUUUGGCAUCAUGCCUAGUACUUUGUGUACUUGAGAUGAUGAGCUGUUCGCCAAAGGCAUGGCGCCGACACCUCGAUGGCUGUGCUGCUUUGAUACAGGCACUCGGUAUCUCAGGCGGCUGCGGCGGUCUCGAGCAAGCCAUCUUCUGGUGCUUCGCGCGCAUCGACAUUUGUGGGGCACUCAUCUCGUCAGAACGAACUCUGAUACCAUUACACAAAUGGAUGGGAGGAGUUGACAUCACCGCGGACGUGAACACGCUUCUGAAUCUUCAUUCUGACUUCAGCAUGUACGCCAACCACGUUGUGUACCUCACAGGACAAGUCAUCGACCUUCUCUGCUCCUCUGGCAAAUGGGAGCAGCGACACCGCAACCCAGCUCACCCAAUGAGCCCCACCGAGUACUUCCACCAAUGGACCCAACUCUUCGAACUUCUCGAACGCUGGUACCACGACCGCCCGGAAGAAAUGAAAACCAUCAUCAGCAUCUCCGCCUCUACGACCAACAAACCCUUCCCAACACUCCUCUUCGGCAAUGGUCCCGGCAUUUCCGGUAACCAAAUGUAUCACACUGCUGCACUCCUGAUGCUCAAAUACAAACCUCCUCACGUCCAGUUUGCCAAGAAACCUGCUUCGGUCUUGUGGCACGCUCGACAGAUUUGCGGCAUCAGUAUCAGUAAUCACCAUCAUGGCAGUUGGAGUAACAGUAUUCAGCCACUGUGGAUUGCAGGACAGCAUAUGAGUCAUCCGAGCGAACAUCGUGCGAUUUUGCAAAUAUAUGAGACGAUUGAGAAGGAGAUGGGUUGGGCAACGAAGUGGAGGGCGGAUGAUUUGAAGGAACAUUGGGGUGAUGUCGAUGUUUGAAGCGAGACGACAGGCGAACGCCUCUACACUGACCGCAUUGCUUGUGCCUCACAUCAGCAAUGCGAAGAACAUGGCGCGAGUCAUGAUCUCCAACAUUUUGGUUCUGUGCUACGUCAGGCUGGCAGCCAAGAAGUACAUGCACUAGUGCGCCAGGAAUAGGAUGCCAGUUCAGCCAGUGGGAUCUUGCAUGGGUCAGCAACGUUGAAUGUAACCGAAGUAAUGAAGCCGAAGAUUGCAAGUCUAGGACAUUUGCCCCCUAUAUAUGAUGGCC
Cercospora beticola is the source of this 2520-nucleotide messenger RNA. Its product is annotated as Zn(II)2Cys6 transcription factor. Gene Ontology annotation, molecular function: transcription cis-regulatory region binding; DNA-binding transcription factor activity, RNA polymerase II-specific; zinc ion binding. Gene Ontology annotation, cellular component: nucleus. NCBI's taxonomy places the organism in Eukaryota, Fungi, Ascomycota, Dothideomycetes, Mycosphaerellales, Mycosphaerellaceae. Gene Ontology annotation, biological process: positive regulation of transcription by RNA polymerase II. The record is from RefSeq and is a predicted model, not a curated record.